AUGGUGCUUCAAACGAAUUACAUCAAUACCCACCAGCGACGCUUGCUGCUGAUGGAGGGCAAAUGGCGUACGCGUGUAGCAGUACCCCAGCAGGGCGGCCGGCUCAUCAUCACCUUCAUCCUUGCAGCAUUUUUGGCCUUCUGCGCACAGGAAGGUUCAGCCUUCCAGCUCAGCGAUGAGGCAAAGGCCUUCUCCACGGAAUGGUCGACUGAUGUGUUCGUCGUCAUGGACGGAGCACUAUGCCUGGCAACCCCCUCUUCUCCUCCAGCCUCAUCAUCCACCCAAGUAGUGGGGCUCCGGCCCUGUGGUGGUGCUGCUGCUUCUGGCACCGAGCCCAGCAGCUCGUCACCGCCCCAGCAGGCAGCAACGGUUGUACGGGCAGCCCGGUUCAUUCCCAUGGAGAUAUCAUCAGCAGCCGAAUACACUCGCAUGGAAUUCACAACAGCAGUGGAAGGCGGCACACCCAUGUGCGUCGGAGUAUCCGACAAUAGGCUGAACAUUGCGACCAGAUGCGAGCAGGCUGCACCUUUGCGCCUUAUGCCGGUUGCAGCUAUGAUGCUUGAUUACACGGCAAACGUGGCUGCUGGCAAGGAUACCUCCCGCAGCGACGGCUUCCUUAUCACGGCGACGACCACAAAGAAUGAUGAUGACCGCGCGUCCACUACAUAUCCAUUGUGUCUUACAGCUUUGCCAGACUCUGCUGUUGCCUUCAAAGACUGCAAUAUGAGCCUUAUCCAGCACCAAUCGUGGCAGCUAUGCAAGGAACCUGGAAAGCUCUGCGCUCCCGUUGACCAAAUGGUCCGUCGGGAGCGUGCACGGGCAUACAGCAGCGCUGUGGACGAGUUUACAAAGGAAUCGACAAUUGCUGCUCCCGGAGCUACCGCCACGUCCGUCGAGACUAGCAAGAUUAGUAAGAGCAGUAGCGCUACUGUCACUUCGAAGCCGCAGAUGCUGUCUUACAUUUCAGUGAUUGACGCAAGUUCAACGGACGGCAAAUUGAACAUCGUCAAAAUCAACGGUGAAGGCUUCAAUACAAAGGGGAAAUCCGCCGUCAUCGAUAUCACGCUGCCCAAUGGUGUAAUCGUCACCACCAACCUUUCGCGAAACUUGGAGGACGAUGCUGAGCUGGGUGUGAAAGAACUUUGUGCCGUGAACGUAAGCGGAAAGGCUGUGGGCAAAAAAGUGUGCGCGUCAAGGAUGCGAGCACCCUCUGCCGCUGCUUUUGGGUCGCAAACCGUCCCCGGAAAGCUCGCCUUGUCGACCUCCGCAUGCCAGCUGUUCGAGGGCAGGCUUGAGCAGGAUCCAUCAAGCAGCGUUGUGAUAACGAAAUGCGCCGCUGACAGAUAUGUGCUUUUGGGUGCAACAGGAGGCGUCUGGCAUGGAACAAUAAGCAGUGCUGUGUAUGGUACUUUUACAUUGAUACCCGUGGUUAUCGGUGGCAAGAUUCAUGGUGAUCGACAUUACUUCUACAAGCCUGCUGCAAGCAACGAGGAAGCCGACAACCACAGUGACUCAAGUCAUAGAGGCAGUAAUCAUCAUCGCAGCACCCGUAGGGUGCUGCAGGCACGCAGAGACUCAUCAGCAUACCUCUACCUGAACGUCUACAUUCCAGAAAAUACAUGGUACUCUGGCAUUGAGGGGGCCAUAAGGACGGGCGUUGCCAACACUAACCAAGCCCUAGCACGUGCUAACGCUGGCUUCAAGCUUGUACUCCUUGCGAUUGGGAUGCAGCCAGCCAUAAUCUCACGUGCACAUUUCCGACAAUGUCGGGGGUCUACCCAGGAGUCGAAUCCAGAUUUUAAAGCGCAAAUCGCAGUAGUGUCUCCAGACCCGACCAGACGGUGCUUUAUAGGAUGCAUAGUCCCUAACGUUAAGGUCAGCAACAGCUAUGUGCGCCCGGACAUGCAGCAAACACUGGCUUACCUGGCGAAGAAUCCUCCACCGUCCGUGAAUGCGACGGGUGCAGACUACUACAUGCUUGUAGCUCCAUCCUGGCUAGGCCCAAGUACGACAGCGGGUAUCGCCUACGUGUCAUGGCCGCAGUCAGUCGUAAAAGCAACGUAUCUCACGGACACAACCUUCCCGCACGAGCUGGGUCACAAUUUCGGCCUUGCGCACAACAGGGAGGAAUGUGGAUCGAACUGCAACGCAGGGACUUCAUAUGCGUAUGGGCCGUGGGCAUAUGUGGAUGGGCACUGCGCAGCCUUCGACAAAUGGUGCUGGGAAUGGCACUACAACAAGGCUAUGACAUCAAUCAUGGGAUAUGAUAAUUCCGGAUGCCCCAGCAAAAACUUUGUCUGGAAAAAGGGCGUCAACUGUGACCGAGUAAUGGACUACGGUUACAACGGAUUCACUAUCUGCAUAGGAAACAUCGCCAUAACUGGAGACCUAGGUGGCCAGAUUUACAGGCAUUCGCAUUGUGGUGUUCCCCUGGGUGACCCAGACAACGACCCUGGCAGGGCAUUACGAGAACUGCGGGAUCGGAAUGCAAAUGCGUACAAGCAGUAUGGGUGCAACUGGUGGAAAGACUUGGCCUAUUCUAAUGGAAACUAUGGAGGCGGCUGCUUCUUAGAUACCUCAUAUCAACGCUGUUCAGACGCCUGCCAGAAUGAUGGCUGGGGUACUUGGUGGAACUCAAUUAACAACAGGGUGAGACAGCCCGAUCGGGUCCCGACAGGAAUGGCACUUGUCCUGAAAAUCCCGACAGGCUUUGAAAAUGCUUUCGGGCGGACCCGACGAAAAAGGGGGAAAAUGCCAAACGGCCAUCGGGAGCCCCCGUCGGGGCCCGGAGGGCCCCCGUCGGGGGACCCGACAUGGUUAGGGGCGCUAGGACCACCCGAUCGGGUGCCAUGGGUCGUCGGGAUCCAAGAUACAUAA
Volvox carteri f. nagariensis is the source of this 2877-nucleotide messenger RNA. RefSeq lists its product as uncharacterized. NCBI's taxonomy places the organism in Eukaryota, Viridiplantae, Chlorophyta, Chlorophyceae, Chlamydomonadales, Volvocaceae. The record is from RefSeq and is a predicted model, not a curated record. Bases 1 to 2877 code for a protein of 958 amino acids. The transcript has 14 exons.